Messenger RNA from Anas platyrhynchos (mallard), 3040 nucleotides. RefSeq names its product MYCN proto-oncogene, bHLH transcription factor (gene MYCN). Gene Ontology annotation, biological process: regulation of DNA-templated transcription. Gene Ontology annotation, molecular function: protein dimerization activity; DNA-binding transcription factor activity. The record is from RefSeq and is a predicted model, not a curated record. Lineage: Eukaryota; Metazoa; Chordata; Aves; Anseriformes; Anatidae.
UGCAGGAGGCUUUUAGUGCACCAAGGGGCAAAAGCUGCCAAGUUGUCGCCCGCGCAGCCUCUCCGUUUGCUCUCGUCUUGAGCUGGAAGAAAGGGGGGACAGAAACUUCUGUACCUUGUUGGCAAAUCACAAGGCUUUGUUGGUGGCGCCGGGGUGAUUUUAGUGCCUUUUUUUUUUUCUUUUUUUUUCUUUUUUUUUUUUUUUUUGUAACGUGUGUAUGUGAGGUUAUUACAUAAGGUCGAUGAUUUCUCUUGCUGCUGAAUUUCUCCUCCUCCUCCCCCCGUGUGUUUUGUGUGGAUUUUUCUCUGGCUCGCUUGGAGUGAAUGAACUGGCGAUUUGCGAAGUUGCGAAGAGCCCCCUCCGCCCCCUUUUUUGCAUCCCCCUCUCUCUUUGCGCUGCUCUGCAGAUGACAAAAGGAGUAAACUUCCUCUACUUUUGCUGGCAUAUUAAGAGGGCUUUCUGGAGAGAUUACGGUAUCAAAGCCUUGCAUCUGUCUACAGUUACUCUGCUGCUUUGAGCAUUUGAAGGAGUUCGGGGAGUGCUGUGUGCAGGAGCGCAGAGGUGCUCUGCAUCCCUGCCGUACCUUGCUGGGUGUCCUCCCGGAGAGAGCCCUGCACGUCGGAGCUCUACCUGGCCCUUUUCGUUUAAUGCCCGAGUCGGGAGGAAAGUUUCAGGUCUUGGGAGGACCUCUCUUUCCCCUUGGUGGAAAUACCAUAAAACCUGCCUCUAAAACAAUUGCCCGACCCGGGAACCCGCAAGAAGACCCCCGUAAUGCCAGGAAUGGUCAGCAAAAACCCCGACCUCGAGUUUGACUCUUUGCAGCCCUGUUUCUACCCGGACGAAGAUGACUUUUAUUUGUGCGGCCCGGACUCUGCCCCCCCUGGGGAGGACAUCUGGAAAAAGUUUGAGCUGCUGCCCACCCCUCCCCUGUCUCCCAGCCGGGCAGGUCUCCAGGAGCACCCCCCGGGAGGGGGCCCGGUGCCUUGGGGAGGGGCAGCACUGGGGGGCUGCCGCCCCACCGACCACCUGGACUGGGCGUCCGAGCUUCUCCUGCUGCCCCCGGAGGCCGACCUGUGGGGCGGCACGGACGGGGGGGACUUGUUCGAGUCGGGGCUUGGCGUGACCAACAACCUCAACUCCAUCAUCAUCCAGGACUGCAUGUGGAGCGGCUUCUCUGCCCGCGAGAAGCUGGAGCGGGCGGUCAGCGAGAAGCUCCAGGGCAAGCCGCCCGCCACCACCACCACUGCCGCCCCGCCACCACCCCCCCCGGCUGCUGCCACCACUGCCCUUGUCACCACCGCUGCCGUCCCUGCCGUGGCAACGGCUGAGUGUGUGGACCCAGCCGUUGUCUUCCCCUUUCCUGUCACCAAAAGGGAGGCAACGGUGACGGGGACGAGCCGAGGGGUGGUGGGCGGCGGGGGGGCCCCACGGGGCGCUCGGUCGCCACGUCCAGCUGGGGACAGCCGGGCCAGCAGCAGCAGCUCUGGAGACGACACCCUCAGUGACUCGGAUGAUGAAGAUGAGGAGGAAGAGGAUGAAGAAGAAGAAAUAGAUGUUGUGACAGUGGAGAAAAGACGCUCCUCCUCCAACAAAGCUGUUACGACUCUUACUAUCACAGUGCGUCCUAAAAAUACCACUUUUCCAUCAGUCAGGACACAGCAGAAUGAACUGAUCUUAAAGCGUUGCGCACCAAUUCACCAGCAGCAUAAUUAUGCCGCUCCUUCUCCAUACAUGGAGAGUGAAGAUGCUCCACCACAGAAAAAGUUAAAAACUGAGGUGCCCCGUCCAGUAAAACCCAUGAUCCAACCAAAGUCUAAGAGUUCAAGUCCUCGAAACUCGGAUUCAGAGGAUAGUGAACGUCGACGUAACCACAAUAUCCUGGAGCGUCAAAGGCGUAAUGAUCUACGGUCAAGUUUUCUCACAUUAAGGGACCAUGUUCCAGAACUGGUUAAAAAUGAGAAAGCUGCAAAAGUUGUGAUCUUGAAAAAAGCCACUGAAUAUGUCCAUUCUCUUCAGGCAGAGGAGCAGAAGUUAUUGCUAGAAAAGGAGAAAUUGCAAGCCAGACAACAACAGCUGGUAAAGAAAAUAGAGUUCAAGCGGACUUGCUAAGCUUUUUUUUUUUUUUUAAUUUUUUUUUUUUUGGCUGACCAGGACAGUCAUUGCCACUUUGCACAUUUUUGAUUCUUUAAAAAAAUUGUGUUUUUUGACGUUAAGAAUGUUGGUUUUACUUUCAAUCCAGUCCCUGAAGUAAUUGACAAACUAUAUUAUCCGGGUACGGAGCAAAUGGAUGUUCUUGCAAGGAGUUUAUUGCAAGACUACCAAACAACAAUGGACUGCCUUUGUUUUGUGUUUUUUUUUUUAUUAUUUUUUUUCUUAAGAACUGUAGAUGGUGGGGAUUUUUUUUUUUUAUUGUUGUGAGCAUUUGGAGCUGCUGAUGACAUAUAGUUGAGUUUAAAACAUUCACUCCUAAUUUUUAUGGUGCUUAUGUUCUAACAGAUGUUACUUUAGGGGUUGGCAUUUGUACCCCUGUGGGAAUUUUCUGUAAAUACCAUCUACACACUUGCCUUUUGUACAUGUCUUGGGUUAUGAGAGGUGGCUUUUGCUACCAGUAUUAGACUGGAAGUUCAUACCUAAGUACUGUAAUACCUCAAUGUUUGAGGAGCAUGUUUUUGUAUACAAAUAUAUUGUUAAUCUCUGUUAUGUACUGUACUAAUUCUUACAUUGCCUGUAUACUUUAGUAUGAUGCUGAUACAUAACUAAAUUUGAUACUUAUAUUUUCGUAUGAAAAUGAGUUGUGAAAGUUUUGAGUAGAUAUUACUUUAUCACUUUUUUGAACUAAGAAACUUUUGUAAAGAAAUUUACUAUAUAUGCCUUUUCCUAGCCUGUUUCUUCCAGUUAAUGUAUUUGUUAAUGUUUGGUGCAUAGAACUGGGUAACUGCAAAGUUCUGUGUUUAAUUUCUUCCGAUGUACAUUUAGUGCUGCGUCUUAUAGCACUUUGAAAUACCUCAUGUUUAUGAAAAUAAAUAGCAAUUACAUGAUA